This is a messenger RNA of Rotaria sordida, 1350 nucleotides long. The record is from the annotation of a GenBank genome assembly. NCBI's taxonomy places the organism in Eukaryota, Metazoa, Rotifera, Eurotatoria, Philodinida, Philodinidae.
AUGGUUGAUGUUCUUUAUUCACUUGUAGAUAUUAAUGAACGAUUUAAUCGAUUGAUAUUCAAUCCUCUUUAUAUCUAUAAUCUUGAUAUGACAAUCAUAACUACCAAAUUAAUAUUUCGUCAUAGCUUGUCAAUAGACAAUCAAAUUCUUGAUAGAAUUUGUGAGAAUGUUUUACCUCGAAUUCGUCAUCACGUAAAUAAACUUACUCUUGAACCAAAUUCAAUGGAACGUGUUCUUUAUUCUUUCAAUUAUUCUCAACUUUAUUCAUUAUCACUUGUUGAUUUUCAAGAAGAAAUGCUUCUUCAAUAUUUAACAGAAGGUGAUACAAUUCUUCGUAAUCUUCUUGCUGAACAAAUUACUGAUCUUACCAUUGAUAUUCAUAUUAAAUUAAUAUCACCACCAUUAUCUAAAACUCUAUCGAAUAUAUUUGCUUCGAUUUUAUCCUUAUGUAAACGUUUGAACCAUUUAAACUUUUGUCAAUUGUCCAACUAUAGAUGUUUAUCCAUUGAGAUUUAUAACUUAUCAUUAACAAGUUGUAUGUCUUCAACUUUAAGAACAUUGAUUAUUAAUGUUGAAACUUUUAAUGAUUGUCUUUGUCUUCUUGAUGGACGUCUUCAGUGUUUAUCGACAUUGAUUAUUCAUGUUGAAGAUAUUUCAAUUGCAUCAUCAACUAUAGAUAAUACAAAAAAACUUCUCAAAUUAAAACAUUUUUCAUUAAUCUCGUUUAAUCGCACAGAUAAAUAUGAUAAUUUUGUUGUUCCAUUACUUCGUCGAAUGAUAAAUCUUGAAGAAUUGAAAUUAUAUUUGUCAAUAUUAAGAAUUAACUCGACUUAUGUUAAUGGUGUUCAAUUAUAUGAUGAUAUUCUUAUUUAUAUGCCACGAUUAAAGAAAUUUUAUUUCUGUAUAGAAGCAUCUGUGUACAACAAAGAUAUUAGAAUCGAUCUUCCAUCUAAUGAAGAUAUUCAAAAUAGUUUCAUGCAAAGAGGAUAUGGCCCAAUUGGUUCAUAUAUUCAACCUAUUCUAAUAGAAAGAGGAAUAAAGUUACAUAUAACCAAUAAUAAACCACAAAAAGAAAAGCAAAAAUCAUCAACAUUGAUUAUAUUUCGUCAUCUUGUUAUUCUGGAUCUGAUUGAUGCUCAUAUUGAUUAUGCUGAACAAUUCCUCUUCGAUAAGAAUAUUCAUUUACCUCGUUUGCUGUAUCUUAGGAUUCGAUAUGAAUCACUCAGAAUGGUUACUAAUAAUUUUACUAAUGAUGAAGCACGUCUAAUUUGUGGUAAAUUGAAAUUCCUUGAAAUACAUGAACCAUUUGUUCGUCCAAAAAAUUUUCACGAAUAUUUUCCUUUAUUGUAA